CGUCAGAAAUUGUUAAAUGGUGGUAAGCAAGAGAGGAAGAGAAAAUAUCCGCGUUUAGCCCCAAAAAUUCAGUUUUUCCUCGCGAGUGAUACAACGUUCGAUGUGAUCCAAGUGUUCGUGCAAUCCUCGGCAGUGUUCUGAGAUUGCAUGUGACCCACGAUUGUCAUUUUACGUGAAGUGCACCAGCCAGAAGCAUCCGAAAACCACGAUGUGUCCCAUGUCAACAAAGCAGACAAAGGCACCCAAGGAGAAAAGGAGGAAUUCUGAGCGGCGCAAGGAAAAAUCGCGCGACGCAGCCCGAUGUCGCCGAGGACGGGAGACGGAAAUCUUCACCGCCCUGGCGCAGGCCCUGCCGCUGACCUCAGCAUGCUGCAACACGCUGGACAAGGCAUCCAUCAUGCGCCUCACCAUCUCCUAUCUCAAAGCACGGAAAGUGGCCGAGCUCGUUCCCUCGAGAAGUCUUGCAGUCACAGGAGCUGCAGAUGGAGAAUUUCUGCAAGCUCUGCAAGGCUUCCUUCUUGUCGUAUCAUCAGACGGAGACUUGGUUUUUCUUUCGGAGAAUGUUAGUCAACACUUAGGAUUAUCCCAAAUGGACAUGAUGGGAAAUAGCAUUUUCGAAUUCAGCCAUCCUUGUGAUCAUGAUGAACUACGAGAAGUCCUGGGAAUUGCCAAGAGCGGAAAUAAAGCCAGUUCUAAAUCAGUGGUGCAGGCCGAGUCUCUCCAGCCCCAGUCGUUUUUCCUGCGUAUGAAGUGCACCCUCACCACCAAGGGCAGAAAUGUCAACCUGAAGUCAGCCUCUUACAAAGUCAUCCAUUGCACUGGGCACAUACUAAGGAAGGCCUCAAUUAAGGAGGAGAAGGAUGUUGGUGGCAGAGGAAGCAACUCGAAAAAGGAAAACACUGCUAAAGAAGACCCCUUGCAGAGGUGCUUGGUAGCCAUCGGGGAGCCGAUUCCACACCCUGCAAACAUCGAAAUACCCCUGGACAAGCAGACCUUCCUUAGCAAGCACUCGCUCGACAUGAAGUUCACUUACGCCGACGACAAUAUUGGCGAGUUUCUGGGCUACGACCCGGAGGACCUGAUCGACCGCUCCUUCUUUGAGUUCCACCACGCCCUGGACCACGAGAUCAUCCACAAGGGCUUCAAAAAUUUGUUCGCCAAGGGCCAGAGCGAAAUUGGCCGUUACCGCUUCCUUGCCCAGGGAGGCGGCUAUGUGUGGGUGCUCACGCAGGCCACCCUUCUGCACGGCGGCAAGGCCCAGCAGCCGAUCAGCGUCGUGUGCGUCAACUUCGUCAUAAGCGGAGUCGAGGCUGGUGAUGAGGUGUGCUCCGUCAACCAGUUGACCGCCGUGAAGGACGACGAGCCACCCCCGCUGCUGCCCCCGGCCGCCCCCGCUGCAGUCGAGAGCAAGCCCAAACAGCCACCGUCGCCGACGAGGUCCGUGGCCGCGCCGCCACCCCUGCCCUACCCGCUGCCGCAACCGGCCACGUCCAAAAUCUUUAUGCCCCGGACGGAAGAUAUGAGCAAAGGAUUCCUCACUUUCUCUGACGAUGAACCAGGCCUCACGUUGCUCAAAGAAGAGCCCGAGGAUCUCACCCAUUUGGCCCCGAUGGCCGGUGACGUCGACAUCCCCCUGGAGGGGUCUUCAUUCCUUGAGGACGACGUCUUCAAUGAGUUCAUGAUGGCCAAUUACUGCCCGUUGGACCUGAUGCCGGCCGAAGAUGACGCCGAUUCCGCGUCAGGAUCCAACUGCAGCCCCCACGACCCCUUCCUCACCUACCGUUCAGACAGCAGCAAUCAUUCAUCGUCUGACCACAAACUGGAUUCGCCCUUACCGAAUUCAGACAGGGAUAGUUUGCCCUCGUUAUGCAGUCCGGACUCGGACUCAAACAAGCUGCUAGAAGAUGACGACGAGUUGACUUUCCGCGCUCCUUAUAUUCCAAUGGGCAGGGAGGACACGGAACUUCCAUUCCUCAUCUCGCCAGAUCCAAUUUGGUGCGCGCUGUCCCCGUCGGACAGGCCGCCGGACGCCUCAAAGUCGAUGCAAUUAUCUCCCGGCCCAUCCGAAAGCAGUUCCAAGAGCUGCUGGAGCGCGCAAAACAGCCCGCCGAGUCUAAACUCGAACCUGGCACAGUUGCUGCUCGGCGACGGGGUGAAGGCCGAGUCGCCCACCCCCAUGCUCCAAGAGGAGGAUAAACUUUCGGCUACUCUGAUGUCCCAAUUGUUGCAAAAAGUGAAAAUUCCCAAUCAGGGAGUCCGAAUAUCGUGCCCGUCAACCCCGCAGAAAUCAAAACGCCAAGCACAAGAUUUUCUGUCCGCGGAAGAGCCGAAAAGGGCCAAGCACUCUUCAGAGCUGCUGCAGCGCCUGAUGGCGCCCAAGCCGGCGAACAGUUGGGCGGACGAGAAAAUGAACAAGAGCAGCGUCCUGAUGAAUCUGCUGGACGACCAACCGCCCCCGCUAGAAGAUGUAGGCUACAUGGAUGUGGACAAGGGGUUGCCGCCGCUGGACGUGCCGCCCCCGAUGUUGGCCAGAACCUCCCCGGACCUGAUGCUGUCGGACGUGGAGGCCGUGUUGCGCUACCUGAACGCAGAAUAGCCCCCGUGUGAGCAGCAUGGCGACGCGGCGGCUGAGUAGGGGGUCGAAGGGUUGUUCUCUGCCCGAAAACGGUGGCCGUCGCACCUGGGAUCUACACUCGCCUGAAAGGGGCAGACCGAUCACGGUAGAGACACCCUGACCACCCCUCUACUCAGAAUCUCGCGUGCAUUUUUGUCUUUUACAACAACCAUCGCUGAUACAAUAAUCAAAAGUAGCUCGCCAUGCUGCAAAAACCCUUUCGCCCUUCUUCGAUUGGAAAAUUGAAAUUGUUUUCAAAACCAGUUUAUUCUUAAUUUUGUAAUUUUUCGGUCUGGAAAUUGAAGCCAUUUUUUUUUUACGUUUCUUUUCUGGCGCAACAAUUUUGUUGUGGAUCUUGGUGAUGUUUUAUUUGUUUUCGUCUUUACAAGAUAAAUGGUUCAAAUUAUUAAUGUUUAAGUUUCAUCAAAUUCAAAUGAGUUUUUCUUGGAAUUUUUCUAAAUAUUUAGUGUCAAAACGAUCGAGAUGUAGUGCACCCUUGAGGAAAAUAGAAACAGUGUCUGGUGCACGUUGCAUUGUGUAAUGGAAAUGAAUAUAGGAAAGAUUUACUGCCAUCGAGGUGCACUAAUUCAUACACUUGAGUAUGUUAAUCCAUAGUUGAUCUAUGUUUGACAUGCAUCUGAUAAUAAUGGAGAGGAGAUUUACAAACACACACACAGUGGCUAAACGAAUUAGUGCUCAUCUUUGUAUUAAUAUUUAGAAGUGGAUGAAGUUGUAAUUGAUAGUGACCCCAGUUGUAGCUCACGUAAAAUUUAAAAAUUAGUUCUUACCAGUUUUUACUCUUUUCUGUUCAACACUAAUAUUGUUCUUUGGGAUUUUGGAGAUUUGACUUUCAAUAGCAAAAAUGAUACUGAGGUAGCUCUUGGUAAUGAUUGAUAAAAAGUACAACACUUAAAAUUAGUUAGAAAAUGCAAACGUCAAGUAAUUUCACGAGAAACCCCGACUACUAAAUUUAAAUAAAAAGGAAGGUGGAUUUUGAAAGGCUGCCUGGACUGAUUCAGGUUGAGUAUCGAACGGAUAAUAUGCAAAAGCUUGUGAUGGAGAAAAAGAUUGAAUUGGCAAAAAUACCCUUAGAGCUUACUGACUUGCACAUUAUAUACCUUUGCGUGAGCAUCUUUUUGAGAUAACAUGCUGGUUUUGCUUUCGUCCAUAAAUAAUGGGAUGAUGAACAAUAUUUUUAAUAACACUUACUAUUUUCUUCUCAUGUCAGAAAAUUUAUUAUUUUAUUAAAACUAACCCUAAUUUCAAAGAAUUGAUCAGAUGUGAAUUUAUAUCAAAGAGGUCUACUGAAGUGACCUGAUAAUUUCAAACAGUUAUUAUAAUAAAAUGGCUAUGUUCGUUUUUUCAUUGAUUCACUCUAUCAUUUUUUUUAAUUAGCAGUAAGAAACUUUGCUAUUAGUUAAGGAUCGACACUCAAAACACAUUCGAUGUUGAUGAAAAAUUGUAAUGGAUUAUAAAAGAUAUCUUAAAAGCUUCAUUUCAUUUUUUUUUUUGCAAAUUCCUCUGCGAGAGGUGCAAAUGAUAUUUUAAUAGAGAAAAGUAGAGGGAAAUGCAGCAGGUGAACAGUUUCUUGUUCAGUGCACAAGUAGGUGCAUUUUAUUUUUCGCUAAGGAAACUAUCUGUAAUAGUGGGAGCAAAUAACUAAAUGUGCAGAUUAAAACUGGAUUAACAACAACCACUGCUAAGCAAUUAAAAUUCUUUGGCUUCCCUCUCUGUUCAAAAUUAUUAACAAUCUUCGAUUUUAUUUUUUAAUAAGUUUAUCCUCUAUGCUGACCUUCGGUUUGUGUGGUGUUCCAAUUAUAUCUAAAAUAGCAUAGCCCUCAUCUGUAAUUGUCGUUAUGCAUACAUCUAUUUUAUCCUGUAUACACAUAUAUGGUUUAUUUCAAAUAAAGGAUACUGUUGCAAAAUAA
This is a messenger RNA of Neocloeon triangulifer, 4542 nucleotides long. Its product is annotated as hypoxia-inducible factor 1-alpha-like. The record is from RefSeq and is a predicted model, not a curated record. The transcript is spliced from 13 exons. Gene Ontology annotation, biological process: cellular response to hypoxia; regulation of transcription by RNA polymerase II. Gene Ontology annotation, molecular function: protein dimerization activity; DNA-binding transcription factor activity, RNA polymerase II-specific; RNA polymerase II transcription regulatory region sequence-specific DNA binding. NCBI's taxonomy places the organism in Eukaryota, Metazoa, Arthropoda, Insecta, Ephemeroptera, Baetidae. Gene Ontology annotation, cellular component: transcription regulator complex; cytoplasm; nucleus. The coding region runs from base 209 to 2596 and encodes 795 amino acids.